Messenger RNA from Microthlaspi erraticum, 564 nucleotides. The record is from the annotation of a GenBank genome assembly. NCBI's taxonomy places the organism in Eukaryota, Viridiplantae, Streptophyta, Magnoliopsida, Brassicales, Brassicaceae.
AUGCCACUAAACCCAAUUCUAGAAGUUGAGAUCUUUGAUGUAUGGGGAAUAGACUUCAUGGGACCUUUCAAGCCUUCCUCAAACGGGCACAACUACAUUCUUGUUGUGUGGACUAUGUGUCCAAAUGGAUUGAAGCCAUCCCCUGCCCAACCUGUGAUGCCAAGGUUGUUAUCAAAUUUUCAGAACCAUCAUCUUUCCAAGAUAUGGCAUCCCAAGGGUUGUUAUUUCGAUGGAGGUUCCCAUUUCAUCAACAAGGUGUUUGAAAAGUUGAUGAAGAGUUAUGGAGUCAAGCACAAGGUCCCUUUCAACUUACUGUAUGGAAAGGAUUGCCACUUACCUGUGGAGGUCGAGUACAAGGCACUAUGGGCAGUAAAGAUGCUGAACUUUGAUAUAAAGGCAGCACAAGAAGAAGUAAUGAACUUGUUUGAGUUGGAGGAAAUCAGAAUGAAUGCCUAUGAGAACUCCAUGAUCUAUAAGAUGAGAACCAAGGCAGCCCACGACAAACUGAUUCGCCUUAAGACUUCAAGGUUGGGGACAGUGUGCUCUUGUAUAACUCCAAGCUAA